GCAGGCAGCGGGGCCGCCUUCGCAGUGCAGAAGCUGGCGCGGCAGAAGCUGCCGUACAGCCCGCAGUGGAGCCUGCUGCUGGCUGCCGCUGCAGGGUCCCUCGGAAGCUACGUGGUAACCAGAGCUGAGACGCAGAAAUGUUCCAACUUUUGGAUUUACCUGGAGACAGGCAAGUCCCCACAGGAGCUCGCCGUGACUGGUCAGCCCGCAGAAAACCUCCCCCGUGCAGAGGACAGGGAUAGCAUCGCAGCACUGGUGAAGAGGAACAGGUACGGUGACGUGGUGGAGUAGCCAGCAGAGCACAGCAUUCCGUGCCCAUGUCCUGCUUCACUCCCUCCUGCCUGUCCAACCUGAUGCUGCCCAUGCUGCCUGUGAGGGCGGUAGGCGUGGUGACACUGCUGGAAAGCUCAGAGGACUUGAUCCUGCAGUGAGAGCAUGGUGGAGAUACCUCAGGAAUUGCUGCUGCCUGUCCCAUGGCCUCUGCACAUUGCACUGCGGAUACAAUAAAAGUUGAGAGCUGAAGGCA
Cyanistes caeruleus (blue tit) is the source of this 526-nucleotide messenger RNA. The record is from RefSeq and is a predicted model, not a curated record. NCBI's taxonomy places the organism in Eukaryota, Metazoa, Chordata, Aves, Passeriformes, Paridae.